AUGAGUGCCAUCAAGUACAGUUUUGCCCUUCCCAAGUUGAUCCCCACUGGUUCCAACCACAGCAACAAGAGUUCCAUUUCCGACUCGGAAGCCAUGCCGCAAGGAUUCGCUCCUACUCAAGACCAUGUCAUGUGUGGGCGUGGCAAGAAAUGCUACGAACACAACGAGACCUUUCGCACACUUGUCUCUACUCGAUUGACAGAAUACUCGGCCGCUCCUUCCAAACCGGAAAAAUCCCGCAUUGUUUCCUCGGUCUUUGAUGAAGUCAAUCGACGAGGUGGUUUUGUCCGACAAGACAGUAAAACGAAGGUCUGGUAUUCCGUCCCCGAAAUGACGGCUCGCGAAAAGAUUUCCCAAGCGUUCCGGGAUUGUCUGACGGCCCAAUACAAGUCCAGCAAGGAUUGCCGACAAAAGAAGCGCAAACAAGCUCGCGAUGAACUCCGCAAGUCCGAAUUGCAAUGGGAUCAAGCACCCGCUACCAAGCGUGCUCGUCCGGCAUCUCCUCCCACGGCACUCAAGACCAGUGAUGCUCUCAAGCAACUCUUGAUGUUUUCCAAGACCAUUGCCAAUCGCAGUAGUCAACAACAAGAAAACAGCAAUAACAACACUUACAAUAACAACUCCAUGCCUCCUCUGACUGGAACAUCAUCCUCAUCAUCCGCUUGCACGGAUAUCUUUCAAAAUUCAUCCCCGACCAACAAGAAGAGAUCUUCUACUAUUAUUGGCAUGGAAGUUCCCAUUGAAAUUCCAGCCUUCCACCCGGUGUCACUACUGCCUCCCAGUCUCAACCGAUUUGAUUCUGCUUCCAGUGUCGCCAGUUUUGGCAUGUUUGACAGCAGUGAAGAAUUCAUGCCAAUGUCCAGGGUGUCAGCAUAA
Seminavis robusta is the source of this 876-nucleotide messenger RNA. The record is from the annotation of a GenBank genome assembly. NCBI's taxonomy places the organism in Eukaryota, Bacillariophyta, Bacillariophyceae, Naviculales, Naviculaceae.